AUGCGCAAUGCAGGUGGAGAUGUAGCUAAAGAAUAUUUGAAGAGCACAUGGACACCGCUGAACGAUGCGGCUCUAAAUUCUCAGUUCAGCAAGUGGACUGAUCGUCAGAGAAAACAAGUCCUUUUGGACAUACUUCCGCUCUGCACGACAAAGCAAAUGGAAUUCCUUGAAAAUGCUGUCCGGGACAAAAUCCCGAAACACAGUAUUGACUUUACCAGAGUCCUACCAAGAGUUUUGAAUUUUUAUAUAUUUUCGUUUCUGGAUCCAAGAAGCCUCUGUCGGUGUUCCCAGGUAUGCUGGUACUGGAAAUACCUGACCGAGGCAAAUGAGCUCUGGGCGCCCAAGUGCAUCCGUCGCGGUUGGAAUUUACUGGGAACCAAGAACAUUUCACAACCGGGAAUAUGGAAGAUGCACUAUGUGGAAAAAAUGAUCCAUUUGAAGGCUUCGUGGCCAAUCAAGGCGGCUGCACUGGAAAUCAUGGAUCAGCUGGACAAAGUCGAACGGGAAGCCAGGGAACAGCUGGACAGUCGUAGUAAAAAAGCAAAGACUGAAAUAUUGCCCAGGCGCUUCACCCCACAAAAGGAUAGAAACGAGCCAGAUCCGGGGUCAUCCAGAAAACCUGUACCUUGGCGAGGCCCGGACAAGCGACCAAAAGAUACCAGGCGACUGAAUUACUUCGACAAUAUAGAAGGAACCCAGGAUCCUUCAAGGAAGCAGUCAGGCCAGGUGAAAGUGAUCAGAAGUGACAGAGGAAAACCACAAGAUUCGCCAGAAUGGAAACCAUAUAGCGAAUCAACCAAUCCGGUCUCCGACUCUGUGAAACCCUCAUCUGUCAAUGUGUUGCGAGUAAAUCCAAUGAUAUCUGGACCUCGCGAACCCUGGAGGCCGAACUCAAAAUAUCCGAAACGACAGACGCAAAUAGUAACUGAGGCUCACAGAAGGCAGUCUGGAAACGCAUGUCGGAGCACGCCAAUCUAUUCCCGAACAGCCCCAACUACGCCGCUAUUGAAGGAGAGCGCACAGGAUGAAUUGAACCCAUGCUGUGAAACGGCAAUGAUCGGUGUCGCUGUUAUCGGUUCAGUUGAGGACUUACCUCUACCUCCAACCUAUUCUAAGCAACAAAUGUUACAAAAGCCUCGGGUGACUCACAUGAUCGAGCCGAUUGACGAUGUCAAACUUUUGUCGCCUCCGCCAAGACGUGCAUCAGUCAGCACCGUUGAAGAUUUACCUCUCCCUCCGACCUAUUCUAAGCAACAAAUGUUACAAAAGCCUCGGGUGGCUCACAUGAUCGAGCCGAUUGACGAUAUCAAACUUUUGUCGCCUCCGCCAAGACGUGCAUCAGUCAGCACCGUUGAAGUACAUCCAGGCGUACAGGGGACUGUGGGAUUCCAAAAUAUGUUGCCUACUCAAAAGUCGGUUGGAAUUCGCAGCCCGACAACCUUUAAAGGCUGA
This is a messenger RNA of Opisthorchis viverrini, 1452 nucleotides long. RefSeq lists its product as hypothetical. The transcript is spliced from 7 exons. NCBI's taxonomy places the organism in Eukaryota, Metazoa, Platyhelminthes, Trematoda, Opisthorchiida, Opisthorchiidae. The record is from RefSeq and is a predicted model, not a curated record. Gene Ontology annotation, molecular function: protein binding. The coding region runs from base 1 to 1452 and encodes 483 amino acids.